Molecule: messenger RNA, 1439 nt
Organism: Cyphomyrmex costatus
Lineage: Eukaryota; Metazoa; Arthropoda; Insecta; Hymenoptera; Formicidae
Product: actin, clone 403
Exons: 4
Coding region: 258-1388 (376 amino acids)
Source: RefSeq, a predicted model, not a curated record
AAGCUUAUUUAAAAUGUUAUUCAUUUCUGGUCGUCACAUAAAAAGAGACAGAUGUGUGCGUGGAUUUGUGGGUGGAAGGUGGGGAGCUCAUAUAAAGCAACUCUUCUAGGAAGAAACGCAAUGCUUCAGAAGCUAAUGUUACGCGAGAACGUUGUAUCAUCUAGUCUCUCAGUUGUCCUAUUUAUUAACUUGUUAUACAAACAAUUCGUAUUCUGCUUUGAUAUAUUGCUGUAAAGUCAUUUGUUAAAUAUUUUAAAAUGUGUGACGACGAUGUAGCCGCGUUGGUAAUUGACAAUGGAUCUGGAAUGUGCAAAGCUGGAUUUGCAGGGGAUGACGCUCCUCGAGCUGUAUUUCCUUCUAUUGUUGGAAGACCCCGAUAUCAGGGAAUUAUGGUCGGUAUGGGACAAAAAGACAGUUACGUAGGCGACGAAGCUCAGAGUAAACGGGGAGUUCUCACUGUAAAAUAUCCUAUAGAGCACGGUGUCGUUACUAAUUGGGACGACAUGGAGAAAAUCUGGCAUCAUACAUUCUAUAAUGAAUUAAGAGUCGCACCAGAGGAGCAUCCCGUUUUGUUGACUGAGGCUCCCCUAAAUCCCAAGGCCAAUCGCGAGAAAAUGACACAGAUCAUGUUUGAAACCUUCAACACUCCGGCUAUGUACGUUGCCAUUCAAGCCGUUCUGUCUUUAUAUGCGUCAGGACGUACGACUGGCAUAGUGUUGGACAGUGGCGAUGGAGUGUCUCAUACAGUACCGAUUUACGAAGGAUACGCUUUACCUCAUGCGAUUUUACGCUUGGAUCUGGCCGGUCGCGACUUGACAGAUUACUUGAUGAAAAUUCUGACCGAAAGAGGCUACACCUUUACAACUACCGCUGAACGUGAAAUCGUACGUGACAUCAAGGAGAAGUUGUGCUACGUUGCCCCAAAUUUUGAGUGUGAAUUAGAAGAUUUGGAGUCUUCAAACAAUAUAGAAAAGAGCUACGAAUUACCGGACGGCCAGGUCAUAACAAUCGGUAGCGAGCGCUUCCGUUGCCCGGAAGCAAUGUUUCGGCCAAAUCUCUUGGGUAUGGAAUCUUGCGGCAUACACGAGACGACGUAUAAUUCGAUCAUGAAGUGCGACGUUGAUAUUCGCAAGGAUUUGUACGCCAAUUUGGUGCUUUCGGGCGGCACUACCAUGUAUCCAGGUAUUGCCGAUCGGAUGCAGAUGGAGAUAGCGAAGCUCGCACCGCCCACCAUGAAGAUCAAAGUAAUCGCGCCUCCUGAAAGAAAAUAUUCGGUGUGGAUCGGUGGCUCGAUCCUCGCCAGUCUCAGUACGUUUCAGCAGAUGUGGAUUUCUAGGCAGGAGUAUGACGAGCUAGGACCAUUUAUCGUACAUAGAAAGUGCUUUUGAGAUGCCAUCAUCCAGAAUAAUUUUCAACCGUCUUUAGUGAAUCUUAGUACG